Molecule: messenger RNA, 696 nt
Organism: Mobula hypostoma (lesser devil ray)
Lineage: Eukaryota; Metazoa; Chordata; Chondrichthyes; Myliobatiformes; Myliobatidae
Gene: rps9
Product: ribosomal protein S9
Exons: 5
Coding region: 52-636 (194 amino acids)
Biological process (GO): translation; ribosomal small subunit biogenesis
Cellular component (GO): cytosolic small ribosomal subunit
Molecular function (GO): rRNA binding; structural constituent of ribosome
Source: RefSeq, a predicted model, not a curated record
CGGAAGUUCGCUCUUUCUUGCGGGGGAAGUUGCCGGAGGCUGUGAGCAGCCAUGCCCGUCGCCCGGUCGUGGGUGUGCAGCAAGACCUACGUCGCUCCGCGGCGUCCCUUCGAGAAGUCUCGCCUUGACCAGGAGCUCAAGCUAAUUGGUGAAUAUGGUCUUCGGAACAAGCGAGAGGUGUGGCGGGUGAAGUUCACCCUCGCCAAGAUCCGCAAGGCUGCCCGUGAACUGCUGACCCUUGACGAGAAGGAUCCUAAGCGUCUGUUUGAGGGUAAUGCCCUCCUGCGCCGGCUGGUGCGAAUCGGGGUCUUGGACGAGAGCAAGAUGAAGCUGGAUUAUAUCCUCGGCCUGAAGAUCGAGGACUUCUUGGAGCGUCGGCUGCAGACUCAGGUCUUCAAACUGGGUCUGGCAAAGUCCAUUCAUCACGCCCGGGUGCUGAUCCGUCAGCGACACAUCAGGGUCCGUAAACAGGUGGUGAACAUCCCCUCCUACAUUGUCCGUCUGGACUCCCAGAAGCACAUAGACUUCUCCCUACGCUCGCCCUACGGAGGGGGCAGACCCGGCCGCGUGAAGCGCAAGAAUGCCAAGAAGGCACAAGGAGGUGGUGGGGCCGCGGAUGACGAGGAGGAGGACUGAGCAUCUCGCUCUUUGUUGCCCAAAUUUUCGGUGGCACCAAUAAAUGUCUGUUAAUCAUCA